GAGUGGAACAUUCCACCGUGACCCGGUAGAUGUCCGCGCGCCCCCUCCGCUCCUUCCUUUCCUGUGGCGGCCAUCGAGAGAAAUGGCAAAGAUCAAGGCCAGAGAUCUGCGCGGUAAGAAGAAGGAGGAGCUGCUGAAGCAGCUGGAUGACCUGAAGGUGGAACUGUCCCAGCUCCGCGUCGCCAAAGUCACUGGUGGUGCUGCCUCCAAGCUCUCCAAGAUCCGUGUGGUGCGCAAGUCCAUUGCCAGAGUUCUUACCGUCAUCAACCAGACACAGAAAGAGAACCUGAGGAAGUUCUACAAGGGAAAGAAGUACAAGCCCCUGGACCUGAGGCCCAAGAAGACUCGCGCUAUCCGCCGACAGCUGACCAAGCACGAGGAGAGCCUCAUGACCAAAAAGAUGCAGAGGAAAUCCCGCCUGUAUUCAGUCCGCAAAUUCGCCGUCAAGGCAUAAGGCUGUACUGCUGUUUUUCCACUUGAAUAAAACACCCCACCUUUGGACAAAACGCA
Colossoma macropomum (tambaqui) is the source of this 510-nucleotide messenger RNA. It is a transcript of the gene rpl35, whose product is annotated as ribosomal protein L35. Gene Ontology annotation, biological process: translation; maturation of LSU-rRNA from tricistronic rRNA transcript (SSU-rRNA, 5.8S rRNA, LSU-rRNA). Gene Ontology annotation, molecular function: structural constituent of ribosome; mRNA binding. The record is from RefSeq and is a predicted model, not a curated record. Gene Ontology annotation, cellular component: ribosome; cytosolic large ribosomal subunit. Bases 83 to 454 code for a protein of 123 amino acids. The transcript has 4 exons. NCBI's taxonomy places the organism in Eukaryota, Metazoa, Chordata, Actinopteri, Characiformes, Serrasalmidae.